Lucilia sericata (common green bottle fly) is the source of this 1334-nucleotide messenger RNA. It is a transcript of the gene Tasp1, whose product is annotated as threonine aspartase 1. The transcript is spliced from 3 exons. Gene Ontology annotation, molecular function: threonine-type endopeptidase activity. NCBI's taxonomy places the organism in Eukaryota, Metazoa, Arthropoda, Insecta, Diptera, Calliphoridae. Gene Ontology annotation, biological process: protein maturation. Bases 178 to 1263 code for a protein of 361 amino acids. The record is from RefSeq and is a predicted model, not a curated record.
CCAUAUUGAUGAGUUUGGCCUGAUGUGAACCAAACAGUUUGUUUAUUUAAUUUUUUGAAAUGUUUACAUUUUGAUUUUGGGCGAGGACUUGAAAAUAUAGAAAAAUGCAUUAAUGCAACAAUAUUUUGUUUAAUUUACAUUUUUUAACAAUAAGAAACACUAAAUAUUCCAUAAAAAAUGUCUGGAUUUAUAGCUGUUCACACAGGUGCUGGAAAUAUAGUUGAUGAAACUAAAUACCAACGCGUUAUAAAAGAAGCAUGUGUAAGAGCUACCGAUAUCUUAAAGAAUGGCGGAUCUGCAAUGGAUGCAUGUGAAGCAGCAAUUAUACGUUUGGAGAAUUGUGGUAAUACAAACGCAGGGCUUGGUUCGAACCUCUGCUGGGACGGAUAUGUGCAAUGUGAUGCAUCUAUAAUGAAUGGUUCCAAUUUGCACUUUGGUGCCUGUACAAAUGUUUCAACUGUGAAAAACCCCAUACAACUGGCACGAAUGUUGUGUGACGGUCAGGAUCGAAUGCUCUCUAUGGAACGUAUACCGCCAAUGGUUAUGGCUGGUCCUGGCGCAGAAAGAUAUGCCGAAGAAUUAGGUUGUGCCAUGAUAGAAGCCAGUGGUCUUAUAUCAUCGAAAGCUAAAUUUACGUAUAACCAUUACAAGUCAAAAGUGGGAAAUUUAACAAAGGCAUCUAGCACGAAGGUAGAGAAUUCAACACAUGAGUCAAAUCCUCAAGAGACAGAAGUGAGUGCAUUAGAUACUGUAGGAGCGGUAUGUGUUGACAGUAUUGGAAACUCAGCGGCUGGUUGUAGUUCAGGCGGUUUAAUUUUAAAAGUUCCUGGUCGUGUCGGUCAGGCAGCAACGUACGGAGCCGGCUGUUGGGCCACAGACACUGACGAUCUUUCCAUUGCCACUUGCACUACCGGCAAUGGCGAAUAUCUAAUGAAGACUUUCCUGGCCAAGGAAAUAUGUGCUGAUCUCUUUACUGCCGACUGUGCUGUAACUAGCCUGCAUAAAACAUUCAAAAGCAAAUUUCUGGAAUCUCCUUUUCUUCCGGCCGAUCAGGGUCUAUAUGGUGGAGCCCUGUCAUUGCUGUACUAUCCUAAAACAAACAGCGGGGAGGUGUUAUGGAGCCACACUACAAAAUCAUUUUGCGUGGGUUACAUGUCAACGCAACAGAAAACGCCAAAAUUUGUUUAUUCGCCAUUGCCAACAUACAGUCUGCCGGGAAAGUCGAGCGUUGUGAAUGGACACAAUUUCCAUCUGCGUGUAUAGUUUUGACGUAAUCGUGAGAAUCAUUAUUAAAUGUUUAAUGUGAAUACAAUGAUCAUGUAAACUACAAAAAA